Molecule: messenger RNA, 3525 nt
Organism: Platichthys flesus (European flounder)
Lineage: Eukaryota; Metazoa; Chordata; Actinopteri; Pleuronectiformes; Pleuronectidae
Gene: lrrc47
Product: leucine rich repeat containing 47
Exons: 7
Coding region: 31-1707 (558 amino acids)
Biological process (GO): phenylalanyl-tRNA aminoacylation
Molecular function (GO): protein binding; RNA binding; phenylalanine-tRNA ligase activity
Source: RefSeq, a predicted model, not a curated record
UGUUCACCACAGUCAUCGGAGCGAGGCAGCAUGGAUGACAUGGAGACUUGGCCGGAGAUAGAGAAAGCUAAGACAGAGAGGAGGCGUGAGCUGGUUUUACAGGGUCCCGGUGUGGACACGAGGAUCUCCUCUCAUGGCGGACUCACCAGGUCCAUCUACUCCCUCACGCUGCUCAACUACCUGGAGGUGAGCCAGUGUCCCAGUCUGACAGAGAUCCACGAGGACAUCCGGCGGCUGACCACCCUGCAGAGCCUCAUCCUGUGCAGGAACAAGCUCGCCUCCUUCCCGGACGUCAUCAGCCUCCUGGGGUCCCUGAAGGUCCUGGACCUGUCGGUGAACAACCUGCAGGUUCUGCCGGAGGGCAUCACCCAGCUGAGCGAGCUGAACACCCUCAACGUGAGCUGCAACAGCCUGGAGGAGCUGCCUGCCGGCCUGAGCCGUUGCACCAAGCUCUCCACCAUCAACGUCUCCAAGAACCGCAUCACCCGCUUCCCCGCGGACCUCUACUCGGAGAAGCUGGACCUCCUCAGCUCCCUGGUGGCCUCCGACAACGCCAUCGAGGAGCUGAGCGGAGAUGUUCACAAGCUGUCUGCUCUGAAGGUUCUGGAUCUCUCUGGCAACAAGCUGAAGGAAAUCCCGUGUGAUCUGAGCGACUGCCCCAAGCUGAAGGAGAUCAACUUCAAAGGCAACAAGCUGAACGACAAACGCCUCGAAAAGAUGGUCAACGGCUGCCAGACCAAGUCGAUCCUCGAGUACCUCAGAGGAAAAGGAAAAGGGAGACAGGGAGAGGAAGGAGGAGAUGCAGAGGGCGGACGCAAUGUCGAUAAAAAGAAAAGGCAGCAGCAGAGGAAGAAGAAGGCGGCAGACGAACCCGAUGAGGUGGAAGAACUGAACAAGAUGGUGGUGAGGAUUCUCCACGUUUCGGACGCGCCCACAGCGCUCACGGUCAAAGUGAUGGCGGAAGUUAAGGAUGUUCGGCCCUACCUGGUGUGCUGCGUGGUCCGAGGCAUGAACCUGAAGUCUGGGAAUUCUCUCAAACGGUUCCUCGUGGCUCAGACCAAGCUUCACGACGAUUUGUGUGGUAAAAGGACCACGGCAACCAUUGCAACUCAUGAUGUGCAGCUUCUCAAAGGCCCCCUGACGUACGAGGUCAAACCCCCCACCCAGCUAAAGAUUGUGUCACUGGGCCGGAAGGAGAUGACGGCGGUGGAGCUGAUGAGACACCUCCACCUAGAGGCCGACGAGCUGAGGAAGCAGAAGAAACGGCAGAAUGUUACUGGCCUCCACAAAUACCUGCAGCUUUUGCAAGGAAAAGCCUUCUAUCCCUGCCUGGUAGACGCAGAGGGACGUGUGAUCUCAUUCCCACCUAUUACCAACAGUGAGAACACCAAGAUCAAGAAGACUACCAAGGAGUUGUUUUUGGAAGUGACCAGUUCAACCAGCCUGCAGACCUGUAAAGACAUUAUGGACGCUCUGAUCAUAAAAAUGGCAGAGUUGAACAAGUUCACAGCGGAGCAUCGCGAGGAGGCGGGGUCAGACGGGGAAGGGGAAGGCCCGCCCGAGCCGGCGGCCAGCGUCGAGACCUCCAGCGAACUGAUCGUCCAGCAGGUCCGAACCGUCGACCAGGACGGGAACCUGAAGGUCGUCUACCCGUCGAAGACCGACCUCUCCUCCAGCGACGUCAGCAAUUUGACCAUCGUUUGGUAGACGUGCUGUGGACGACCUGCGACGUCUGUAUUUAAAAUGUGUGUGUAACUGGAUUUGCAAGGAUGUACUAAGGAAAUCUGCAAACAUGUAUUCAUAAUCCAUGUCUUUUAUUGGAUUUGGACGUUUGCAAAUAAAUAUCUGCAAAUGCGUAUUCAGAUUUCGUGUGUGCAAUCGGAUUGAAAAGUUGGAUUUUAAAUGUGUAAGGCAAAUGUCUUCAAAUAAGUAUGGGAUUUGCAAUGUAUUCAUAUCUGUAAAAGCAUAUAUAGAGAGAGUAUUUUGCCUAAAGAGCUCAAAGUACAGAUACGUCCUCAGUUUCUACUCAGGCGGCGACUGAGCAGAGUUUUUUUACACGUGAUUUCUGCUACACUUGUGCUGUGGCAGAUCUGGGAAUAUGUGUUGAGAUUUUUCUGUGUUUUCUGGAGCUGCAGCCUUCAUCCCACUAGGUGGCUCUUCAUCUCAUUUAUGCGUUUACAGAUCUGUUUUCAGAGUUACAGAUAUAAGUACGCUUGCAAAUCUGAAUACCUAUUUGAUGGUAUUUUCUUUGCACAUCUUCUGAAUACGUAUUUGCAUAUAUUUUCUUGUACAAAUCCAGUUACGCACACACAUGGAUUUUGUACAUAUUUGCAAAUCCAAUUAUACACACACAAAGAUUUUAAAUACACAUUUAAAGGUUGUUUUUACACGUUUUGAAAUCUGUUUACACAAAUUCUAGGUACAGAUUUGUAGAUCCACGUGCACAAAAAAUAAAGCAUUUGGAGAUUCUUUUACACAUUCAUAAAUAGUUUUGCUAAUAAAGGCUUCAUUGAUUUCAUCAUGGAACCUUUACAACAUGAACAAAAUGUAGGGUGAAUUUGGGUAAUCUUCUCUAACAGCACUAGAAGAAAGGUUGGAGAUCUCAUACUCAGAGGAGACAUGACACAACUAUAAUUUUUCUCAGUGCCAAAAAAGACAAUUCUGCCAGAAUCUGGGAUAAUAUUUUUUUUUUAAAGCAUUAUGAGAAAAGGAAAGAAAGCUUAAUGUAUAUAUAAUGUGUAUAUUAUGUAUAUUCUUUAUUCUCUAAAGAACCCAAGCCUAAAUAAAUAAACUCUGAAUUAAUUCAUUCUGUUAAAGGUGUGGUACAUUUUUAAAUAAAUCAAUUCAAAUUCAAUCAACAGCAGGUAUGAGAUUAUUCAUUCCGUAAUUCACCAUUCUACUGGGGCUACUCAGGAACAGAGUCCUUGCCGGUGAGAGACUCAUCAUCGAUCACUGUUGUGUUCUCCACACGUUUGGUGAAACUAAUGGCUGCAGUCCACAGGAGAGACUGUUUUAUGGAUCAUAUCUGUGCCAGAGAGCAAACUGAUUAUGUGCUAGUUAGUAAACAAUAAGUUUAAAACUGACAGGGAUAGACUGUAGUUUCAGUUAACUCCUGUCUGAUAAUUAUCUUUUCUUUUUACUUCGGGAAGUUCCUUAAUAUAUGUCUUCCAUUUAAAGAACUUCACUGUCCCAGAUUACACCAAGAAUGCUGUCCAACAUGAUCAUUCAAUUUUUUUUAAACUCGAUGCAUUUUUGGUUGCUUGAAUACGUCACCAACAUGAUUUGAUAGCAAUUAGGAGGCUUGUCUUGUUUAUGACACAUUUAUGUCCUUAGCAAUAAUCUUAGAUUGUGUUGGAACCAUCGACUGUAGGAACAGGAAAUAAUCCAACUGAAGAGUGGGUGUCCCACAUUACCUGAAUUCACCCAACAUGCUUUUACUUUGUAAUCAUCACUUGUAUGAUAAAUGUGCAUCUUUUUUAACCAUAUGCUAUUAUAAUUAAAGAAAAAAAUCUUUUUUCACUACCA